AUGGCACGCAUCUACGCAAACCCGGAGGAAUUAUGGUAUCCCAAGGACACCACCUCGACAGAAGUACUUCUCUAUCAUAAUUUGAACAACACGCCAGGUGACAAACCGAGCAUCAUCGAUGGCUACUCCGGCGAUACUGUCUUCACCUAUGACAGCUUCAGGGCUAGCGUCCGCAAGGUUGCUCGCCAUUUCUCCCACGAACUUGGAAUCAAGCAGAGAACCGUAGUGGGUAUUCUUUCGAAUACCAAGAACUACUUCCCAGUGUGUGUACAUGGCGUACUGGCUGCCGGUGGCGUGGUAUCUGCAUUCAACCCCAUGUACGAGCCUAAGGAGCUAGCGCAUGCCUUGAAGUUGAGCAAGCCAUCGCACAUCCUCGUAGAGCAAGCGCUCGUCCCGAAUCUGCUCAAAGCCUUCGCUUUGGGCCCAAACAAUCAACCAAGGCCUCGAAUUCAUAUUUGGGACAUUGAUGAUCCAAGCAAGACAGACCAUGAGCCACUGAAUAUCGAGCAAAUCAUAGAGCAUGGCUCCCCCAACUUCGAGCCAGCGAAGCUGCCUCCAGGCGCCGCUGCAAAAGAGUUGGCGUUUAUCUGUUUCAGUUCAGGCACUUCAGGCCUGGUCAAGGGCGUGCAGCUCACCCAUGAAAAUAUCGUGGCCAAUCUGUUCCAGCAAUACCAAGGUCUUCGCGGCAUGUUCAACCCUAAGACCGUUGUCACACUCAUCGUACCGUUCUUCCAUAUCCUGGGGCUGUCUGGGUUUUGUUGUCAGUUCGUCAGUCAGGGCGUCCCGAUCGUGGUCUUCAAGAGGUUUGAGAUGGCGCCGCUCCUCAAGGCUAUCAAAAAGCACCGCAUAACUCACAUCAACGUGGUACCUCCUAUUGCUCUGGAGUUCUUGCGCAAUCCUGAGGCUACCAAGGGUGACUGGUCAUCCGUUCAGUGCCUCAUGAACGCUGCAGCACCUCUGAAAGAAAACCAGUCACGCGAACUCUGCAAGCGGUACGAUUGUGUCGUCACCCAGUGGUAUGGGAUGACAGAGGCCAGUCCAAGUGUUGCGUCUCAGCGAGAGGAUGAGACACGUAUAAGCGGAACUAUUGGCAGGCCUCUUCCAGGCAUGGAGAUGCGGAUAGUGGAUGAGGACGGAAAAGACUCCAAAGUAGGCGAAUUCAUCCUUCGUGGCCCUAAUAUCAUGAAGGGCUACGUUGGCGACACGGGUCUCUCUGGGAGCCCAUUAACGCCGGAUGGGUUCCUGAGGACGGGAGACAUCGGAUAUGCUGACAGCGACGGCUAUCUAUACAUUGUCGACAGAGCAAAGGAGAUGAUCAAGGUCAAAGGCCAACAAGUUGCGCCGGCUGAACUGGAGGCAAUUUUGAUUACCCAUCCACAAGUCAAGGACGCGGCGGUGUGUGGAGUGUACAAUCAAGACGGGACCUCCGAGGUCCCCGUCGCGUACAUCACCACAGAUGUCAAAGCCUCACGGGACCAACAGGUACUUAAGGAGAACCUUGUCGAGUAUGUGAACGGACAAGUUGCACGAUACAAACGCAUCACGGGUGGAGUGCAUAUCCUGCCUGCCAUACCGCGGAAUCCUUCGGGAAAGAUCCUCCGCCGGCUUCUUCCAGCCAACCUGGCGGCUUCUGCAGCCAAAGCGGCGCAUGCUACAUUCAACACUCAGAAUUUGGCGAGGCUAUAG
Messenger RNA from Diaporthe citri, 1686 nucleotides. RefSeq lists its product as uncharacterized. Gene Ontology annotation, biological process: secondary metabolic process. The record is from RefSeq and is a predicted model, not a curated record. The transcript is spliced from 8 exons. Lineage: Eukaryota; Fungi; Ascomycota; Sordariomycetes; Diaporthales; Diaporthaceae. Gene Ontology annotation, molecular function: CoA-ligase activity. Bases 1 to 1686 code for a protein of 561 amino acids.